AUGCCAAAUCUAGGAACAUGGUUUGGUAGGAUAUUUUUGUUUUUGGCCGGCCUGUUAGUGUGUUUGUUCUCUCCGACUUCAUGUAGCAAGGAGGACGUGACCACGAACCACUGGCUUGUGGAACUCCACCACGAUGUGGGACCGGAAGCUGCCAUGGAGGUCGCUAAAAGGACUGGGUUCACCUACGUAGCACCGAUGCUGGGAUCUCCUCGUGAGUUCCAUUUUAUACACAACGCUGUGCCAAAUAUUCGAAUGAGAAGAAGCGUGCUUCACACGAGGUUACUGAAAUCACACCCAAUGGUAAAAAGAGCUGUACAACAAUUGGGAUAUGUACGGGCCAAACGAGGCUUCAAACCUUUAAAAGGUGUGCCCAUAUCUGACAUCAAACUGACAGCUCCGGACAUUGAACAUUUCUUACUGAAUCAUGAUCUCACGGCGGAGGAUAUCACGGAGGAUGGAAGCAGUGCACAAACACCUAAUGAUCCAUUGUUUGCGAAAGAAUGGUACCUGAAAAACACCGGCCAGUCCGGAGGAAUCCUGGGUUUGGAUCUAAAUGUGGAAGCAGCAUGGGCAAUGGGCUACACCGGAAAGGAGAUCACCACCGCCAUCAUGGACGACGGUAUCGAUUAUUUGCACGAGGACCUGAAACACAAUUACAACGCCAAGGCCAGUUAUGACUUCAGUAGCAAUGAUCCAUACCCGUAUCCACGCUAUACAGACACGUGGUUCAACAGCCACGGCACUCGCUGCGCCGGCGAGGUGUCUGCAGCCCGGGACAACAAGGUCUGUGGAGUAGGCGUGGCUUAUGAUUCUAAGGUGGCAGGACUAAGGAUGCUAGACCAACCAUUCAUGACAGAUUUAAUUGAGGCCAACGCUAUGGGGCACAUGUCAAAUGACAUCGAUAUAUACAGCGCCUCCUGGGGGCCAACGGAUGAUGGCAAGACCGUAGACGGGCCCCGCAAUAUGACCAUGAGGGCGAUAGUUCAUGGCGUCAAUGAGGGACGUCAUGGUCUAGGGAAUAUCUACGUGUGGGCUUCCGGUGAUGGCGGUGCGGAUGAUGACUGUAACUGUGACGGUUAUGCGGCCAGCAUGUGGACUAUUUCAAUUAACUCCGCCACUAAUGAUGGGCAAACUGCCGGAUACGACGAAUCGUGUUCCUCCACCCUUGCCUCUACUUUCAGCAAUGGCAAAAGCACACUUCGUGACGCUGGUGUGGCUACUACCGACCUGUACAACAACUGUACCACCACUCAUUCAGGAACUUCCGCCGCGGCACCGGAAGCUGCUGGUGUCUUCGCUCUCGCAUUGGAGGCAAAGAAGUUUGCCACCAACCAGCCUAUUCAGAUGCACAUAGACACAGACGCGUGCCAUGGCAGUGACAACGAGAUCAACUACCUGGAGCACGUGCAGGCGUUCGUAACGCUUAAGUCCACAUACAGAGGAAAUGUCGUCAUCUUCAUUACGUCACCAAUGAACACUACCUCGAUGAUCCUGAGCCAGAGACCUAAUGAUGACGACCACAAGAAUGGGUUCACUCGCUGGCCCUUCAUGACAACACACACCUGGGCUGAGAACCCUCAUGGGCGCUGGAAGCUUGAGAUCACACUCGUACCUGGUAAGAACACCAACGUAGACACGGGAACUUUCUUUGAAUGGACCUUAAUUUUCCAUGGAACUCGCAACGCCCCCUACAAAAACCAGAUUGCAGACGAGAUGAAUCAUGGGAAGCUGUUCAAGGUCAAAAGAAUCCACCAGGAGAAAGCUUGA
Ylistrum balloti is the source of this 1767-nucleotide messenger RNA. RefSeq names its product neuroendocrine convertase 2-like. Lineage: Eukaryota; Metazoa; Mollusca; Bivalvia; Pectinida; Pectinidae. Gene Ontology annotation, biological process: protein processing. The transcript is spliced from 12 exons. The record is from RefSeq and is a predicted model, not a curated record. Gene Ontology annotation, molecular function: serine-type endopeptidase activity. Bases 1 to 1767 code for a protein of 588 amino acids. Gene Ontology annotation, cellular component: Golgi membrane; trans-Golgi network.